AUGGCUCACCGAAAAGCCUUCGACCUACUUCGUUGUGGUCGACCUUGUAUAUAUGCAAUCAGGCGGCAGCAAAAAGUACUUAAUGCGAAUGACGUCUUGCUCGAACUAUUCCUUAUAAGUGAAAAGGACAGUAGGUACAUGGAGGAUCUUAUGGAAAAGCACACUGCUGACGGAGUUCUCGACAGGGAGAGGUACAAUGAAGCACUGCGACAAUUGCAUCCUCGUCUACAUAUGACAAUGGAAGAUUUUCGUAAAACCUAUAGAGAUAUAGAGUCCCAAGACCAGGCUGCUAAACGCUUCAUUGAUGAUCUGCUGGUUAUCGCUCGCAAGUCACGAGAUGGCGAAAUCAAACGACAUCUAGAAACUAGGAAGAUUUUGCAUAGCUUCUGUGGGUUGAAAAAACGUUCACAAGAUGUCCUUAAGGAUAAGCUGCAGGAGCUGAAUUUGAUAUUGAAAUGUGAUCAAGUACCGCCAGAUGAGGAAAGUUUCACCACAACGACACCGAAAACAGAUGGGAGAACUACCGAAACGGCAACUACGGAAGAGAGUGGAGACUGGGAUUCUAUUUAUUAA
Messenger RNA from Ostertagia ostertagi, 573 nucleotides. The record is from the annotation of a GenBank genome assembly. NCBI's taxonomy places the organism in Eukaryota, Metazoa, Nematoda, Chromadorea, Rhabditida, Trichostrongylidae.